Messenger RNA from Hipposideros armiger (great roundleaf bat), 867 nucleotides. It is a transcript of the gene PGAM2, whose product is annotated as phosphoglycerate mutase 2. Gene Ontology annotation, biological process: glycolytic process. Bases 68 to 829 code for a protein of 253 amino acids. Gene Ontology annotation, molecular function: intramolecular phosphotransferase activity. The transcript is spliced from 3 exons. The record is from RefSeq and is a predicted model, not a curated record. Lineage: Eukaryota; Metazoa; Chordata; Mammalia; Chiroptera; Hipposideridae.
UAAAGCUGGUGGCGCGGGGAGGCAGCUGUCCCUGUCCAGAGCCUGCCACCAUCCCAGCGUCGCCGCCAUGCCCACUCACCGCCUCGUGAUGGUUCGGCACGGUGAGAGUACCUGGAACCAGGAGAACCGCUUCUGCGGCUGGUUUGACGCCGAGCUGAGUGAGAAGGGGGCCGAGGAGGCCAAGAGGGGCGCCCAGGCCAUCAGGGACUCGAAGAUGGAGUUCGACAUCUGCUACACGUCGGUGCUGAAGCGGGCCAUCCGCACACUCUGGACCAUCCUGGACGGCACGGACCAGAUGUGGCUGCCCGUGGUGCGCACCUGGCGUCUGAAUGAGCGGCACUAUGGGGGCCUGACAGGCCUCAACAAGGCGGAGACCGCUGCCAAGCACGGGGAGGAGCAGGUGAAGAUCUGGAGACGCUCCUUCGACAUCCCACCGCCCCCCAUGGACGAGAAGCACCCCUACUACACCUCCAUCAGCAAGGAGCGGCGGUACGCAGGCCUGAAGCCCGGGGAGCUGCCCACUUGUGAGAGUCUCAAGGACACCAUCGCCCGGGCCCUGCCCUUCUGGAAUGAGGAGAUUGCCCCGCAGAUCAAGGCAGGCAAGAGAGUGCUCAUCGCGGCCCACGGCAACAGCUUGCGCGGCAUCGUCAAGCACCUGGAAGGGAUGUCAGACCAGGCCAUCAUGGAGCUGAACCUGCCUACGGGGAUCCCCAUCGUGUACGAGCUGGAUGAGGGACUGAAGCCCACCAAGCCCAUGCGGUUCCUGGGUGACGAAGAGACCGUCCGGAAGGCCAUGGAGGCUGUGGCCGCCCAGGGCAAGGCCAAGUGAAGGGUGGGCUCGGCCAAUAAAGGCACCUCUUCCUCCCA